AUGACUCCGGAAGAGCAGGUGAACACCAUGCUCUCCAGCUGGAAGAAUCGUCAAGAGGAGAACAAGAAGAAAGCCGAGGAUGGCAAGGCUGGUGAUCCGGAGGGUGGCAGCGAGAAGGCCGAGGCGAAGGGCCAUCAGGAUGUGCAAAGUGCCGAUGGAAGCGAGGCUGCUGCCCUAGACCAAUUCCUGCAAAGCUUGGGCAUUGCCCGAAUCAUGACAUCCAGCUCCAGCUCCAAACCUUUGGCAAGCCUGGGGAGGAAGGUGUUUGUAUCACAACGAGGUCUGGAAUCCGUGCUCAGCGAUUUGAAGAAGACCGGUUUCCUCGCCGACGAUUUUGCUACCACCUCGCGAGCCUCGAUUAAGCGAGCGAGGGAUGGUGAAGAGAAGUCGUGGGAGAAUGCCUUUGGGCAGAUGAUCAUUAACAUGGACAUCCCACAUGAGAGCGAUGACACGAAAUUUGUAAGGGUUCCCUUCGUGCCACCUGUUGUGCUGCUGCAGCACUGCAUCGCCAACGAGCAUUACCAUGGACUGCUCAAAAAGUGUGGCCAGUCCAGCCCUGGAGACAAGCUGGGCAUCGCUAUAUAUGCUGAUGAAGUUAGUCCCGGCAAUCAGCUAAAACCGCUGAAUGCCAGGAAACUACAAGUCAUCUACUGGUCCAUCGUCCAGCACGGGCAAGAUCUGGCCUCGGAGUGGCUUUGGUUCCCUUUGUGUAUACUGAGAAGCACUCUUUGCAAUCGGAUCGGCGGCCUCACUGUGCUUUGGAAACAUGCCAUCCAGCACAUGUUCAUGGAUCAUGACAUGAGGCAUGGUGUGGUGCUGCAGACAUCCACCACAGCAUUUCCCGUCUUUGCCGACCUCUCUGUUCUUAUAGCGGACGAGGCAGCCCUGAAACAAACAGCUGAAAGCAAAGGUGCCUCGGGCACAGUGUUUUGUAUGAGAUGUGCGAAUGUCGUUGCCCACCGAAGCGGGCUACAGGACCAUGGCGAUGUUCUCUCGUCGACAUGCACUGACUUCACGAAGUUUCGCUUGCACACGAACCGGUCGGUCGGUGAAAUCAUGAGGUACCUCUCUUCCCAACAUGGCACGGUUUCCCAGAAGGACUUCCAAACAAUGGAAAAAGCUUUGGGCUACAACUACAUGCCGGGAGGCCUCUUGAUGUCGAAUGUAGGACACAACAUUCCGGAGAUGAUCAUGUUCGAUUGGUUCCACAUUUACUUGGUCCACGGUGUGGCCGGUAACGAGGUUGGGGUGUUGCUAGGCCGCCUCCGAGACAGUGGCUUUCCCGAGCAACAGAUACACGACUUCGUGCAAUCCUUCCAUUGGCCGGUGCAAUUCGCUGGUGCGGAUGCCAAGUCAGUUCUCGCCAAAAAGCGAGAGGACAAGACUGCCCCGGUGAAAGCAGAAGCCUCCGAGCUCCUUAAUUUCCUGCCGGUCCUGCAGUUGUUCCUUAUCCUCUUCGUCUGGAGGGAUGCUGACGACUCCCUGAAGAGUUGCUGUCACGGAUUCUUCACCUUGUGCAAAAUCCUUCGCAUGCUGAGGAAAGCCACUCAGGGUGGCUUGGACCCUGCUGCCCUCAGGGGUGCCAUUAAGGAGUUCUACUACUUUAGUUGUGCUGGCUAG
Molecule: messenger RNA, 1620 nt
Organism: Symbiodinium sp. CCMP2592
Lineage: Eukaryota; Dinophyceae; Suessiales; Symbiodiniaceae
Source: the annotation of a GenBank genome assembly